UACGUGGUGCGGCAGGGCAGCUCGGGCAGCACCCUCCACAUCCUGUGCUACGGCUCCGCGACCUCGGAGGUGGACGGGGUGGUGCUCGGGCCCCUCCUGGAGCCCGGCGAGUGCAUAGGGGUCGACAACAUCUUCGGCGCGCGCGCGACCUACAAGCGCAGCGUCCGCACCCGCACCGUCUGCCACUUCCGCCACCUGACGCGGGCUCAGAUGGAGACAGUCGUGAUCAAGAACCCGGCCGAGAACGAGCGGCGCCGCGCGCGCGGCGCGUCUGCCUCCUCCGUCGCUGCCGCGGCCGCCGCCGCCGCAGAGCUCUCUUCCACGCAGACCGCAUGGCUUUCCAGCGACGACGGCUACUUCACCGAGAGCCAGCUCGUCUCAGCCACCCCGCCGGCUGGUGCUAUGGGUGAUUCUGAUGACCGCUCUCCUCCUGCCGCUCCUCCUGGGAGCAUCGACGAACUUCGGGCCUACGUCGAGAGCACCAAGACCAGCGUCCUCUCAGGCAUGUCUGCUAUGCGUCAAACCAUGGCCGCGCUUGAGAAGUCUAUCACCGUCCACGUGCAGGGACUCAGCUGCCAGGUCGAGCAGCGGCUCGCCAAGCAGGAGGCCACCACCAAGACGCUCCAGACCCGCAUGGACAUCAUGGCGGGCGAGAUCUCCGAGCUCAAGAAGGCCCUGCUCCUCGUCCAAAGCUCCGACCCCGUCCCUUCCCCUGAGGCAGCCUCCAGCAACUUCGAGCGGAAAACCGACCCCUCCGUCCUCGUCCUCCGCUCCAACUCCUUCGUCACUAUGGCCUCGGUCCGCACCGCCAUCACCCCCUGGCUGGCGGACGCCAAUUUUGAAGAUUCGUUCUGGCGCCUGGAGGGGCAGCCCGCUGGCAAGAGAUUUAUCGUACGUGUUCGUGGUGCCCCUGGUUGGUCUUCCAGGAUGGUUUCACAAGCCCUAUCAGCUAUGCGGGUGGGAGAUGGCGAAUUCCGUCGCCUUCAGGCACAAACUACCACGGGGGAGUCGAGCCCCCUCUACGUCUCGGCGGACAAGAACUUGUGCCAGGUGCGGCGUGAGCUGGCCACCAAACUUGCCAGACGCGCGAUGUCCGAGACCUACCCGAAUGUUCAGCUGCACGCCGACAAGUCGACGGGCAUCAUCAGCUCCAACUGGAAGCCGCUCAUCAGGGUCACGCCCAGGCUUUCUGAACCGACAUUGGUCGAGUGGGAGACGACCAACCUCACCGCAGCGAACAUGUCCCGCGAGAACUUGGAGGAGACGCAUGGCAGUGAGUUCGACGUAGCCGACUUCUUACACUUCUCAGCCUCGGGGUAUGAGGCACACCACUCUUUCUUCUCCGAGCUGAACAAAGGCGGCGUGGUCACCCUGCUGCCUAGGAUCUCUUCUCUCCCUGGGGAUGGUAAGUACGUCGAUUCCACCGUGCUUGUGCAGGGGCGUGCCCUGCACACGAAGAUUUGCCUCGGCUCGGUCAACGGCUCCGUCAACGGCUCCCUCCACUUCAUCUCGCACUUCAACAUCCACAAUUUCGGGCUUACCCCCGCCCAGACCAGCCGCAUCCUGAGCGUCAUCCGCCACGAGCUCGAGAUCGCGAGCCGCGACACGGAACGCUACCUGGUCGUGGUCACGGGCGACUUCAACAUUCCGCGUGACGCCCCGCUGCCUGCGCACCCCCUUCCUGGUGGGCUGGCUGAAGACCCUGCCGCGCCCGAGUUCCGCCGGCUGCUCCGCUCACCUUGGCAGCAGAUUUUCAAUGCGACGGUCGAGCUCGACCCGCAAGACAAUGCGCACUACAAUGGCUCUCGCCAACACACAUCCGCCAUCGACCGCAUCUUCAUAUCCUGGCCUGGCUGGAUCCUUACUCUGCUACAUCUGACCUCGGACGUUCGGGACCUCCCUGAAUCACUAGAACAACGGGGCCUCUCAGAUCACGCUCCCAUCCUGGCCUCGCUGCGUGCUCGACCUCCCCCUUCCCUGGACGACAGGCCGAUUCCCAGAUACCUGUUUGAACACCCGCAGUUCCAGAAGUAUGUGGAUGCCACCUGGCCCGCUAUUGAUAUCUCGGAGCUCUCACCCCCACUGGCCCUGGAAAUGUACAAAACCGUCCUGAAGGAGGGGGCCAGGUACGCCAGGGACGCGCUCUUCCAGGUGGUGUGCAAAAUUCAGAGGGGGUUCGUGCCGUCCAGGAACUUUGGGAACAACACUGUGGAGCUCGAUGGGGCCUCGAGGGAAUACUCCCAGCAGGACGACGUCUCCGUAGCCAUGCCUCUGCUCGUCAGUUUCGAUUUUCAGCAGGCCUUCCCAAGUGUGGCCCAUCAAUGGCUCUUCUUGGUUCUCCGUCGCGCGGGCUUGCCCGAGGCGCUAUGUUGGUUCUUCGCCGAGCUGUACCGCUGCGUCCAAUGCUGGUCGGCCAAUGCGUGUUCCUCGUCUAUCAACAACUCUGUCUAUGGAAACGCUGCGCUGCUCUACUACAUCCAGAGCGGCAUAGUGCAAGGUUGCCCUGGCUCGGGCUUCUUGUUCGCAGUGGCCGCGGACCCGUUCAUGCUUGAUUUCGACUGGAGUAUCAAUCGUCGUGCCCUCGGGCUGGUUCGUGCUUGCGCCGACGACGUCGGUGCUGCCAUCAGGUGGUCCAGCCAGUCUGGCCUGAGCCUGAAACGUCCUCGCAACUAUCUCUACAAAGUCACCUACUCCAGCGCCAAAUGCUCUGUCUACGUUCGCGUCGUGCAGAUGAGCCACCGUGUUAUUCACGUGCUCCAGAUUCCGCUCGUUCAGACCGGCAUGCUGUUCCGCCUGCGGUUUGAUCACAUGCUUCCACGCCGAGUUGACGCCGGGGAGUCUGUUAUGGUGCGAGAACCAUUCGAGGACUUCUUCACUCUUGUGCACCCCUGUUAUUUGGAGGAGACGGUGUCAACGUCGCAGCUGCUGAUGUGGGCGACGGAGGAAUGGGCGCGGAAGAAGAGAAGGCGGCGGGGCUUGCUCGUGGGACCGGCCCGGCUGCGACGGUGGGUGGCGGUGUUCGAGGAGGCGUGUAUGGAUCAUCUGCGGACCGUCGGAGAUACAUGGUUGGCGUUGGGGUCGCAUGACGGUGAGCUCCGACACGGCGUCCAUGCUGGUGAGAUCAUGAGAUUCGCGUUGGCCCGGUACGGCACGGCCGGAGUAGCGCUGCCCUGCCAGAUCAUCCUGCGCACGUACUCCCGUUUUGACGGGCUCCUGGGGGCGAACGGAGUGGGAGUCUCAAUGUCGUUCACCCGAGCAGAACUCGAGGGGGAAGGGCCCGCGCUCGGUGCAUGGCCGUGCGAGGAGGAGGUGCGGCCUGAGGGCGAGGUUGCCGUUCUCGAGGUAUACAAUGUCACCGGGGCGGACAUUGCGAACACGACGUACAAACCUGUAUGGCAGAGCGCGGGGCAGGACUCGCCGGUGGCCGCGCCUAACAAGACGAGUGCCAAAGCCGGAAACGGAAGCGGGGACAAUGUAAAGCAGACGGAGGUCACCGAAGCCGACACGAAGGCCAAGCGACCGCGAAUCACAGGGAAGACGAAGCCCGGUGACGCCGCAGGGCCAGGGGUCGGCGGCCCAACCGACACAGGCGGUACAGCGGUGCCAACGCACACCACGUCGAGCACCGGCGCUACCCUAGCGGGUGACGGCGAGGGCCAUGCAGACGCGCCAGGAUACGUGUAUCGGGUCCGCGCUGCAAAAGUGUCGGACGACCCGCGACGGAAAAGGGAGAAGGAUUUGGAGAGAGUGGCGACAGAGCACGUGAAGGACGCACCCACGUUGCCCGCUGUCUCGGCGAAUGGGGCUGCCUUAUGUGGCGGCGUCCCGACAUCGGUAGGAGCAGUAGAAUUGCCGAGGAAACACUGCGCCUUCAAACGUUGUUGGGAGGGCGACUGGACGCCUUGCCUCUGGCAUGGAGCUUCGGACGCAGACCUAUGCGCUCACCUGCUGCAGGAGCAUCGUGAGCAGCUCGAGGACAUCGCAACCUCGCUGGAUUGCGUUUCUGCCGAAGGCGAGAAGAGCGAGGAGUUGCGCUACCUGUCUGCGUACAACGAGGUCUUGGCAUGGAAGGUACGUCAAGCUCUCGCUAAUGACAUGAUGACGUUCUACUCGCCGGAAGAGCUAUUCGCAGGAAACGUAGCGCUGCUCGAGAUGAUUUGUGCGUCCGUGUGCGUGACUUCGAUGGUAUGUUUCACCCUGGAGAAGCGGUAUCGCAACGAACGAUCUUUUGACAUGGAGGCGGGGAACAACACGCGUCGUAUGGCUGCUCGCGGGAACGCGACGUCCUUCCCGAUGCCGUGGACGGACAUGCUCGCGCAGCUGACCGCCUUGGAGGAAGGGGCGUCGAAGGCAAGGCCGCCGUCGGUGCCGCGGACAGGCAAAGAACUGGCAGACAUAGUGUCAGUGAUAUUGAAGUCCGGGGGAGACGACGAUACGGCAGCGAGCAUGGCGAAGUUCAUACAUCAGGCAGUAGUCCGUCGGGAUGUGGUCGUAAAGCUGAUCGAGGGGGCGAAAAAGCGUGGGCACCGAGCGUAUCAGCACGUUUGCAUGGAAGAUGUGCGACAAAAAGCUGCGGAGCUGCCUGAUGGUGAGGUGCCGCCCGAGAUCAUGCGUUUGGUGCCUUUGGACAACGAGCUGGACAAGAUACAGAUGCAGAAGGCGGCGACGCCAGUUCCGCGCCCGGAUGGGUUGCAGGAAGCGGCGGAGAUCUUGGAAACGGCGAAAGGCAACGCCGUGGUUCUGGAGAAGAGCAGCUUCGAUGACGGGGAUAUCAAUGCCCAGCGCGUGGAAGCCUUACGAAGUUUUGUACAGAGGGUGUCGCCAGAAUGCGAACACGAUGGAACCAGCGAGCGCACGGAUCAUAGCGAGAGUGAGUCGGAGCACGAAGGUGCCCGAGCGAAGCGCCCGCGCGAAGGCGGGCGAGAAACGGAGCCCGACGUCGCGCCGGCGAAGGAGAGGGAAGACGCGAGAUUUUUGACAGAGGCGCUGGAGAGGACGUGGUUUACGUACGUGUCAGCGAACCCGAAGGACCUGGACGCGCAGAUCACGGCCGAGGAAAUCAGCGAAGGGGCGAAGCAGAUCUACCGUGCAUUGGCGGGGAAAUACCAGGACGUGAACGGUAAGAAGCAGAAAGUCAUGGGAGACAUGACGAAAGUGCGCCACGUCCCGGGCCUAGGUAGAGCUGCCCACAAGUUGCUCGCGAACAUCGAGCACACGUCCCGGCGGCUACCAGGGACGCAAGAGACACGACGGGUCAUGCGGUUCCAAACGAACGCGCUCCGCGUACGGUACGGGGUCCCCAUUUUCGUUACCUUUUCUCCCGACGAAGGGCACAAUAUGAUCAUGGUACGGUUGUCGCGCACGCGGCGCCGUGACCCCGUCCACAAUGCGGCGGACGACGCCGACGACGCGGCUGCGUCACGGGCCGCUGGUAGUAAGGAGUGGCCACAGGUCGCUCCAGAGACGGAUGAUGUGCGCGCGGCAAUCCCGCUGGCGGCGAUCCUGUCGCGAGUGUUGCGGGGAGACCCGAUGGACUGGGAUGCAAUCGAGAAGGAGUUCAUGCCUGCAGGGAUGUGCGCACUGUGCUCGUCGGUGAAGUACAAGAACCAGUACGCGGUCGGGCAGUGGAGCCGGGACGACGGUCGCCGCGUGUGCCAGGUGUGCUUGGAAGGCAAGAAGAGCAGUGGCACGCCGUGGCAGUGCACGGAAUGCUUUCUGUGGAAGGGCCAGGAUGCGUUCCAUGCAUCCCAGCACCACAGCUCGAGACUCACGUCACGGCGUUGCGUGGACUGUCCUGAGAGGCGAAAGUGUUAUGUAUGCGAGGGCCGGAAGUACGAGGAGGCGUUCGUGGGUUUGCAGUGGGACAAGGCAGGGAACGCCCGAUGCAAAGGGGGAAUGUGCCGGGACUGCGAAGACGCGAAAACGCACCUGAAGUGUUCGCGCUGCGGCCAGGAGAAGUUACUAGAUCAAUUUGCCAAAGCGGAAACUAUCAUCAGCGAGGAACCCACUUGCAAGGCUUGUAAGAGGUUGCAGAGAGAGGAGGAGAAGGCCCGUGCCGAAGAGGCAAAAGAGCGCGUGUGUUCCAACUGCGGAAUCCCCAAAAGGAGAACCGAGUUUUCAGAGUACAUGCUGAAGAACGCGCCGAAAGCGUCGAUGCAAUGUAGGGAAUGCGUAAACGCUGCAGCAGCAGAGCGGGAUCAGGCGGCGAGGAAGGACAUUAAAACUUGCGUGGUGUGCGAGAAGGCGCAACGGCAAGAUUGUUUUUCGGAUUGGAUGUGGAACGGCGUUGCAGAUCUGCACCGCAAGUGCAAGCGCUGCGUCGCUGCGCCGAAGAAGGACAUGAAAACGUGCGCGGUGUGCGAGAAGGCGCACCGGCAAGAUUGGUUUUCUGAUUGGAUGUGGAACGGCGUGGCAGAUCUGCAUCGUAAGUGCAAGCAGUGCGUCGCUGCAGGGAGGAAGGAAGUGAGAACGUGUGUAGCGUGCGAGAAGGCGCAACAGAAAGAUUGUUUCUCUGAAAAGAUGUGGGACGGCAGGGCAGAACAACACCGCAAGUGCAAGCGAUGCAUCGACGACGCGAAGCUGCGGCGCGGGAAGUGGAAAUGCGUUGAAUGCAAAGGCGCUUUCGGCAGGGACGAAUACAGCAGCUGGUUGGCCGGGCGAACGACGCAGAAGGCGGAUGGGAAGCAAAG
Molecule: messenger RNA, 6689 nt
Organism: Prorocentrum cordatum
Lineage: Eukaryota; Dinophyceae; Prorocentrales; Prorocentraceae
Source: the annotation of a GenBank genome assembly